Molecule: messenger RNA, 1121 nt
Organism: Hibiscus syriacus
Lineage: Eukaryota; Viridiplantae; Streptophyta; Magnoliopsida; Malvales; Malvaceae
Product: WRKY transcription factor 71-like
Exons: 3
Coding region: 114-1088 (324 amino acids)
Biological process (GO): regulation of DNA-templated transcription
Molecular function (GO): DNA-binding transcription factor activity; sequence-specific DNA binding
Source: RefSeq, a predicted model, not a curated record
UUCUUCCCUCACUUUUAAACCUUUUAUUUUUCAUUGUAGUUUUACCCUCUUGCUUCUUCUGCUCUUCAUCUUCUUCAUUUUUCUUCGUUCUUUCUUUCUUCAUUAUUGUUUAUAUGUCGUCAAAUGAAAAUAACAAUUCGCAACACAACUAUGAUCCUUUCCAAGGAUUCAACCGGGCAACCUUUCCCUUCUUUGACGACAACAAUCCUUGUAUUUAUAACCAAUCUGCAGCUCCAACAUCAGCAGUAAUACAUGCCUUGGAUCCUUCAUACAUGAGCUUCACCGACUGCUUAAAUGGCGGCUCCGUCGUCGACUACAACAUCUUUUCGAGAACCUUUGACAUGUCUUGUUCUUCAUCAGAUGUUGUUAGUCGCAUGGAUGAAGGUACUACUAACACCAAGAAAAUCGGCAUUUCUGCAGAGAAUUCAGUGGGGGAUAAUCAAAAUCAGAAUCAGAAUAUUUCUGAAAACCUAUCAACACCCAAUUCCUCAGCGUCUUGUUCCUCUAAUGAAGACCAAGAUUCGAGCAAGGCUAAGAAAGAUAAGCAGCCAAAAGGGUCUGAAGACCAAGGAGAUGACAAGUCAAAGAAUGUGAACAAGGCAACAAAGAAGGAGAAAAGGCAAAAAGAGCCAAGGUUUGCGUUCCUCACAAAAAGCGAGAUUGAUAAUCUUGAAGAUGGCUACAGGUGGAGGAAGUACGGUCAGAAGGCUGUCAAGAACAGCCCUUAUCCAAGAAGUUACUACAGAUGCACAAGCCCAAAAUGUGGUGUUAAGAAGCGAGUAGAGAGAUCAUUUCAGGAUCCGUCGGUGGUGAUCACAACAUAUGAAGGAAAGCACAACCACCACAUUCCGACAACUCUCCGAGGCCAAGAUGCCGGGGUGUUUUCGCCUUCGAUUAUGUCGUCCUCGGCCGCCACAAUGGAUCCUUGUUUCCCUCAUGAAUUCCUAAGCCAUUUCCUCCCAUCAUCCAGCAAUGAUCCAGCAGGAAACACCAACUCCAUGCAGCAGCAGCAGCAGCAGCUUCAAAUUCCUGAUUAUGGGUUAUUACAAGAUUUAGUUUCUUCCUUCACCAGCAGUCAGGUACCAUGAAUGAACUCUUUACUGAUCUACGUGGUUACUGAU